AUGGAUAAAAAAAUACACGAAGAAAAUGCGAAAAAAAUAUUGGAAGACGAAAAGUUUCAAAAAGAUGAUACUGAAAAAGAAUACACAUAUGAUGAUGAUUCUUUCGAAGUGGAACAAUCUUUCGAAGAAGAGAAAGAGAAAGAGGAAAAGGAAGAACCUUACGAGGAGACAGACUGGGAAAAAGUAGAAGAGAAAUUGUCCAUUCAAGAUUGGGAGAAGGAGGCGAAGAAGAAAGUUCGUAUAGAAAUAGAUGAUCCGAUGGGAAAACGGAGAACUAUCUACGAUCUCGCUUCCUCUGCACCGUCAGUAAGCGACAUUUGGAAAUUUGACACAGCGCAGAUAGCCGCAGAACCGAAGAAGAAAAUUCGAUAUUCCGUGUCAAUGGGAAUGUCGGGAAUAGCAAGAAUCGAUUUGUCGCCGCUGACGCAAAAGAUCGUUGGCUGUGUCAUUGGCGAGAAUGUCACCACGGAAUAUCCAUGGGUAUACGUUAGAAAGAAUAUCAUUGAGGAUAAUAUAGAUCUGCAUUCCGAGAGCAGUGACUUCCUACCGGUAAAAGACGAGAUUCAAGAAUAUCCUGACGAACAGAUUCUCAUCGGCUACGCACCGUCUGUUUCCGAAGAGGCCCAGUUCUACAUUGUUCUCACCGAAGAAAGUAAAGAUGCAAUAAUAAAGUCUAUACAAACUCAAAGAGAAGAUCAUGAGAAUCGCGUGAGAUAUGCAAUCUACAAACCUCUCGGCCGAUGGUUGGAUUUAGGAAGCGGUGCCGAGGUCGAUGCCUGUGUCGUCAAAAAUACGAGACCGCUAUUCGAGAUCGAGGUAACGUCUACAGCCGAUUUACUGAAUAUACCGAUAAAUCUGAUGGACAGGAAGGCGGGAGAUCAGAAGGAUGGCUAUAUCGAGUUGCUACCGUACCGGCAAAUAUUAGAAAAUGUAUGGCGUAAAUUGGUAAGCAGGGCCACGCAAGUGAUGCCAAUCGUACAGCACAACGAGGCGCAAACGACGCCAUCGAUACCCGUCAAUUCCUGGUACCAAUAUCUGUACGAAUAUGAGACAGUCGAUUUGUCUACCUACACCGAAGACAAGAUAGAGUCCUUUAAGGAUUUUCUGAAACGUUAUACCGACGACAUGUGCGACCAAAUUUUAAUGAAUUCCACAUGGGAUAUAUAUACGAACGAUUAUGUAAAUUUGGUGCGUAAUGAGAAGGAUACGCAGGCACCAGUACCGAUAGGUUACAAAGAACAUCAGAGCUACUAUGACGGAAAAAUUAUCGUGGAUAAAGUUAUCAACGAUUUCUGCUGGCAUCCGUUUUGGACCGGAACGGCGAUAGCUACUUAUACACAACAUGCUAAGAGCGAGCAUCUGAUCGGUCCCAAAAUUUAUGACGAGGUAUUUUUAGCUUGCGAAGGCAAUAAUCGAGUACUAAUAUGGUCCUUCACUGACUGUUUGUCGCCUAAACUGAUCCUUGAAUGUUCGCGUGAAGUAACGUCUAUUGGUGUUUGCCCUCUCGAUGGUAGCAUCAUCGUAGGUGGUUGUAAAAAUGGCCAGAUCGCCAUCUGGCACAUUCCUGGCAAAAUCGAGCGGGUGGAGUCAGUGGUAACGCAGACGGGCGCUCAAGCGAAGUACAGCAUCGCGAUGAGGAGCCUGAUGACGUGGAUGUACGAGACGACGGUAACGUCGCUGAUCAGUCCAGUGGCGAUGUCCUCGCUCAAAUACAGCCAGAAGGCGAGCAUCACCCAGAUAAUCUGGAUGCCCUCGCACCAUAAGAUCAAUAAAAACGGCCGAAUCUCAUCCUUGCCGGACGACACGUCUUUGAACGAUCUGAGUUGUCAGUGCGUAACUGCCAGCGAGGAUGGCACAAUUGCCUUCUGGGAUCUUAAAUGGCGACCUUCGGAAAAGGACAUUCGACAAGUUCAUAGACGAAAGAAAAAGACACAACCAGAUAUCCAGAAAUCGAUGACGCGGCUCGAGUCGCCCUUUAAGAUUCUCGAUCGCGUCUUGAAGCCCGAUUACAUCCUCGUGAUUCAAUAUCCGGAUGAGAGCCGGCAGCUCGUGAUAACGACGCUCAGCAUGUACAAUCCGAAGUUUCACAAGGACCAAGUCGAACCGUUCCCGGUGAGAGACGACAUCACAAUUAGAAAGUACUAUAGACCCAUAAUCGAGAAGCCGGACUACGUCAUGGAGCCAGAGUUGCUCGUCGGAACCGUCGAAGGUGAUUUCGGUUGCAUAACGUGGACCGGCUACGAAUUCGCCACUGACGUGAACGUGAAUCGCGAAACGGCACAAUGGCUCUGGAUAAAAAGGAUGCACGACGGGCCGGUAACACACUCGGUUAGAUCCAAUUAUUACCAUCAUGUGGUGGUCACGAUAGGCGGCAAGAUCUUCGCCAUAUGGAGGGACGAUUUCGGUGAGCCGCUCGUUUGGAAGAAGUCCAACAUCAGAUACACGGCGUGUUCUUGGGGAAUUUUACGUCCGACCAUUUUGAUUUUGGGAAGAAUGGAUGGAACCAUAGAAAUGUGGGAUUUGGUACUCAAGAGCCAUGAGCCGAGUUUGGUACAAAGUUUGUCCGGACGGAUAAUUACAGGCAUCUAUACGCACGAGCUGCCGCUCGAGCCGCAAUGUGUCGGUUUUUGCGAUUUCAACGGUUCUCUAAGAAUGUUCACGGCACCGCGUGUCUUAUUGACGUACGAUGUGAGCGAUGUCGAGUGGAUGAAAAAAUUCAUCGAUCGACAGGUCCAAAGGAUAAGCGAGUUUAAAGCCUGGCAGGAAACGUGGCGCGAAACAAAUCCUGAGGAGAUGAAGAAAAAGCUGGGCGAAAUAGCAGAGGUGAAAAAACGUUUGGAGACCGAGGAGCGGAUUAAAAUCGACACGAUCGAAGCAACGCUUCGCGCAACUACACCUACGAGGACCACACGCCGGAAACCCUGGCAGUUUCUCGAAGAAGCCAAGGAACGAUGGAUGUCAAUAGAAGUAAAGCGCAUGCAACGACUGAUCCUGGAGAAAAAAGGGCUAAGGAAGGACGUCCUCGAGAGGCAGCGCGCUCCCGUUCUUAGAUUGCGGCAAGAGGAGAGGACAAAGAAGCGCAAGAUACGCGAGAUCCUGAACCUACAGGACAGAAUCUUUGAGGAAGCUGUCGUAUUUCUCUUUCCAGAGCAGCAUCAGGAGCGCAGGGAAACUUUGUUGCCCCCUUUGCCAGUUUCUGCGACGUUUAAUUAUAAGUUAACGACGUCUUUAGAUACUAAUUGUUCUUUCCGUUGAAAGGAGGUUUUUACCGAUCCGGAGGAAGAAAUUAUAUACAAUUUUCUGGAAGUGCAAGCUGAAGCUCUAGCUAAAUUAAAGAGCACGCCUUUCGAACGCACGUUCGACUGGCGCAAAGUACUCGCGCGAGAAAAGUCGAGGAGAAGAUCGAUGGACAUCGAACUCAAGAAGUUAAACAAGCUGAAGAAGAGCAAAGUAGACGAUGCUGUGAACGAUGCAUCACGACUUACCUGCAACGCGAUACAAGAGGUACGCAUUAAAGGUACAUUUCCAUUUUACAUUUUGAGCUUGUGUUCUUUCGUUUCUCAGAUACAGAUUUGUGAACUUUUACGCGAUUACAGAUUUUUAUAAAAAUAUUUUUUUUGUUAGAUUUGUCUGAAAAUGCAGCACAGAAGAUUAAUUUAAUAUAUGAGACACAGUAAUUUCUGUAUUAGCUUGGUUUUUAGUUAUAGUCGACGGUAGAAAUUUUGAUGUGCAUUAAUAAUUUGUAGAUAAUCAAAAAUUAGAUAAUACUACGUUUAUUAUAGUCUAUUAUAGUAACAUUAUUCUACGAAUCAGAUGGCUACAAUCAUAUUUCUUUAUAGACCCGUAGCUUUUGAUUCUAAAAUUGCAUUUAUGAUUCCAUUUGCGAUAAUGCAUGGUCUUAUUUAAUAUAACUAUGCCGUUGGAAAAUGAAACGUGAGUACCGUGUAUUCUCUUUUGCGGUGCCAUAUAUACUACAUUUAUUUAAAGGGGUUCCUUGUAAUCCCUUUAAUCAGAAUUGUGCUCGCAACUAAAACGGGCACCUAUGAAACGCAAGUUCGCAAAUAUUUAUAAUGUGAUUUUACGAAGUUUACCAAAUGUAAAAUUAUCGUAACAAGGAAAUGAGAUACUCUGGUCAAUAUUCUUAUCGCGAUAUUUAAAGGAGAGGACAAUGAAUAUGUAUUUUCACACAUAUCAUAUUAUAUAUACCACCCCGGAUAUCGUAGCAUCUAAUGUGCAUGUCAUUGUGGUAAUUGAAUAUGUCGAUAAACAGGAGAAAUACAUGACAGCAAAGAAAAUGGAACGUAUGUAAGAAAUAAAAGUAGAAUAUGUCUGUCAACAUCUCUCUACAUGCGUUAUAUUAGAUUGUUACACAUGAAAAUUCAGUUUGCGUAUCAACAAUCUUAAAGUGAUUUAAAGAAAACAUUUUAAAUUGAGUUUAAUUGCAAUUAAUUUUAUUCCUCACACAUUUCUUCCAUUCCACAUAUAGAGAACGAUUGAAUAAUACUUAUAUAUAGUAAU
Messenger RNA from Formica exsecta, 4518 nucleotides. Its product is annotated as WD repeat-containing protein 63-like. Lineage: Eukaryota; Metazoa; Arthropoda; Insecta; Hymenoptera; Formicidae. The record is from RefSeq and is a predicted model, not a curated record. Gene Ontology annotation, molecular function: dynein heavy chain binding; dynein light chain binding. Gene Ontology annotation, cellular component: inner dynein arm. Gene Ontology annotation, biological process: cilium movement involved in cell motility; inner dynein arm assembly.